Molecule: messenger RNA, 4146 nt
Organism: Colletotrichum lupini
Lineage: Eukaryota; Fungi; Ascomycota; Sordariomycetes; Glomerellales; Glomerellaceae
Exons: 10
Coding region: 1-4146 (1381 amino acids)
Source: RefSeq, a predicted model, not a curated record
AUGAGAACCCUUGAGCUACUUGCUGAAGCUUGUGACAUCUCGGCCCAUCGGACGGAGAUCCGGCCGAAGCUGGAGACGAUAUCUUAUCAGUUGGCUGCCCGCGGGGAGGAAAUCAAGCGUAUUCGGCCCCAUGCCGGAACGGAUCUCGGAGCCCCGCCGGAGCCCAGUUCUGUCUCCGAAACCGUAGCAGGAGCUGUUGAUGGCAUAUUCAUCAGUCAGUCAUCAGAUGAGAAUAAUCACCUCACCAUGGGCAACACCAUCUCAUACCAAGAAACGCCAAUCGAGCUCGAAUUGGGCGACCGGGGAACGAUCCGCGGCCUCCAGUUCGACAAUAAGUCCAGGCGCUUCACUGGUGUUCCCUACGCACUGCCACCAACUGGCGAGCACCGAUGGCGCAAGCCGCGACCAUUACCCGCAUCAUACUCAUACACCGACGAUAAUGGAGGAGCAUACGACGCAACCAAGUUCAAGUCCGUAUGCCCUCAGAAGGCGUUCCAUGUAGUCAAGCCUGACGGUGGUGGAAACACCUAUGGCGAAGAUUGCUUGUUUGUCAACAUCUGGACCCCGGUUCCCAAAGAAGGCGAAGAAAACAAGAAAUGGCCGGUGCAGCUUUGGAUUCACGGCGGGUGGUUCCAGAUGGGUGAUCCGUCGCAGGAGCCGGGUAUGGAUGCAACAGAGCUGAUUACUACGGGUGGCCUCAACGCCAUUGUCGUCGCUAUCGGGUAUCGACUCAACGUGUUUGGGUUCCUUGCCGGAAACGACCUUUUGCAAGAGAGCAACGGUGAAGCGGGCGGUAACUUCGGUCUUUGGGACCAACGAGUGGCCGCGGAGUGGGUGAGAGAUAACAUUGCUCAUUUCGGAGGAGAUCCGGGGAACGUGACGCUUGCCGGUCGGAGUGCUGGGGCAUACAGCGCCGAAGCUCAGAUGCUCUACGACUUCCGGAAGACGGGAAGUGUCUCUUCACUAUAUCACCGCAUCUUCAUGGACUCAAACGCGAUUCCGGCCCAGCCAAAAUCUCUUGCCGAUGUCCAAGGCCAAUUCGACGAGCUUUGCGACUACUUUAGGAUUGACGCCUCAGUGUCAGGAGCGGAGAAGCUCUCUAUUCUUCGGGGAAAGACUGUGGAAGAGCUUUUGGAGGCUAUUCCCCAACUGAAAAACCACACCUUCCGGCCCGUCACCGAUGAUGUCUUCAUACACACGGGUAUGAUUGAGUACCUCCAGGGCAAGGACUUCGCAGAUGAGUUCAAGCGAAGAGGGUACAAAUUACUCAUCGGCGAGGUUCGCAACAAAGAAACUCUUUACUCUUCAUAUAACGCACCCACUGAGCCCACGCUGGAAGCCCUGCGCUUACAGGUCUCAAACUACUACGCUCCAGACGUUACAGAUCGCGCGAUCCAACAGUACAAGCUGCCAGAAUCAGACAAGUUGCGAGACUGGCAAACAACAUUCGGAUCGAUCGUUUCGGACGGACAAGUGCGGGCACCGUCCAGGGCACUUGUGAAAGCGCUAGUUGACAACGGCGUCGAUAUCCGAGACGUGUGGCGGUACCAGAUCGCCUACAGGCUGUCCUUCAUCAACGAGAAGGUAGCUCCCGCUUCCUUCGGGGUGGCGCAUGCCAUGGACAGGCCCAUCUGGAACUUUUCAAUCACCCAUGGUCCGACCCCCACCGAAAGGCAAUUGAUGGAAGGCUGGAUUCAAAUCUUGGUCAACUUUGUGAACAACACUGAGGGCUACGAGUACGGGACGAAGAGUGUCGAGGAGAUGAAGGUCUUGACUCCGGAGGCCACGAUUGAAGUUCGGCCUGAUGAGCGAUGGAGCGAACUGGUGAAACUGGGGGAUAUCUUUGCUGGCAAGAUUGAAUACUUGAGGCGCAAGGCCAGUGAUUUUGCUUUCCAUGCCGCUGCUAGGCCAGGAAUAGCGCCUUGCGUGAGCAAAUACUAUGUCUUCGGGGUGAAUGAGACCGAUCUCACUCUAGACGUGAAGUUGCUUCAUGUAGUCAGGGGUUUUGUCGCUGAGAAAUGGCAAUCUCAGCUGCCUAGCGAGCAAACUGCACCUGUGAUGCUUCACUCACUACGAUGGUCGGCCUGGGGCCCAGAAUACUGGGCCCUGGUCGGCGGCAUCAUCUCCUUCACCGCAAUGGUGGUACUCCUUGCCCGCUUUGACGGCAAACCAAUUUUCACCUGGAAUGGAGUGACGCUCAACGCGGUAGUAUCGAUCUUGUCAGUAACGAUGAAGGCCGCUGUCGCAUUCGUCCUCUCAGAAUGUCUAGCGCAGUGGAAAUGGAUCCUCUUCACCCGCGAAGACCGGCCGCUCAUGGAUUUCGACCGUAUCGACGCCGCCACCCGCGGCCCUCUUGGAAGCUUGCGGAUUAUUUUUCGGACGCGAGGCGCGGUCACUGACGACUUUGGCACCAGUUAUGCCGUUCAACUCGGUGCUAUCCUGACCCUGCUUGCCGUCGCUCUCGAUCCCCUCGCCCAGCAGGUUAUCCAAGUUCGAGAGGGCGUUGUCUAUACGCGAAGCACUCAGACAGACAAAGGACCACUUGCGCUAAACUCCGGCACACAGACCUACUCCAUGGGCACAGCACAGGUCACAGAAUUGUCGAGGCAAAACUCGACCACGACGGAGUACUGGGUUUCAACGGACACGCCGCUAUCCAUGCAAGGCGCAAUCUUGAAUGGGCUAUCCAAAUCACGCUGGGAAGUAGAACAGGAGGCAUUGAUCCAGUGCCCCACGAGCAACUGCACCUGGGACCAAUUCAAGAGUCUAGGGAUCUGUCACAAAUGCAACGACCUCACAUCAGAGCUCAAGCAGGUCGGGGGGUUCGGACAGGCAAUCAUUGCGUUGGCGAACACCACAUUAGCUGGCUAUAAAGUCCCCGGAACAGCAUUCGUCCUUCCAAACGGUCACUUCAUUGCCAAUAUCGAUGGCUGCCCACCAUACAACGGGCGUUACGCAGAAUGCGAAAAUAAACAGCCGUUGGGCGUCUACUCGGAUGACAAGUACACGACCACAUCGUUCGGAACCGGAAUCCCUAGCAAAACCAACUCCAUGAAGGAUGUGGAUACGCUCUUGUGGUCAAUGAGUAUCAUUCACCCAGAUAUGGAGGCGCUCAAUAAGUCGACCGGCUUCACUCCCGGCGAGUCGGACAGGGGCUCUACGACCGGACUCAAACUUUGGCCAGACAUACCGAUGCAAGCUACCGAGUGCGCGCUCUACUACUUUGUCAAGCGGAUCGAUUCAGCGGUUGAAGGCAACCAAGUCAAGGAGAACGUCACCGAAGCGCUAGAUUCGAGACGAGAUCCGGAUUCGUGGAAACGCUCCUCAGAGUACGAGGAUGGCCAACCAGAGAACAUCAUUUCCAAAGAAGCAAAUGGCACGCUGGAGUUUGAUAAAUAUUGGUCUGCUGUUUACAAUACCGACCUGAGGCUUGAAUUCCCCAACAUCAGUAACGAGGGCUACUACCGAAUAUCCCAAGACUCUGUCAAGUCGAUGAGUGCGCACAUGCAGGACUUGUUCCGCACCAAUCUUUCAGGCACUCCGGAUCAGAGAGAGGAGAUCGAGAAGGUACUGGGAUCUGAUGCAGUUGGCUUCAAUGGCGCGUCGUUCGGGCCGUUUGAAGCGGAAAAGAGGUCGAUGAAGGCUACGCCGCCGGCGUUGGACGGUCUCUGGACUUGGACCAGGCACAAUAUCACCAGCACAUUUUACACCCUAGCAACAAGCAUGACCAACGAGAUGCGGAGGAACUAUGCGCCGGGUCAGAGUCUGAAGAGUGGCCAAGAUACAGAUCGUUUCCAGGACGGUUCCUUGAGUUACUACGGCAAGGUGGGCAAGUCCACAGUACUGUACCACAUCGAGUGGCCGUGGAUUGCUCUCCAUGGCGUGAUGCUUAUCUCGGCGAUCGCAUUUCUGUUCACAACACUCGGUAACUCCAAUAGUCGAGGUAACGUACCAUUGUGGAAGAGCAGCUCCUUGGCCGCCAUUAGGCAUGGGCGUGAUGUUGGUGGUGUUUUGAGUCGCACCACCACCAUGGGUGAGAUGGAAGACACUGCGAGGAAGGUCCGCGUGAACUUGCGCGGAGAAGAAAGCGAGGAAACCAAAUCUUGCAUUGACCGUACAACUGGCUCAACUCCGUCUGAACCAUAA